AUGGCAUACGAGGCAGAGUCUCUUGUUCAACUUCCAGGAGUUCUCGGGAAUUGUCCCUUGGUACAGCCACCUCAGUGGGGCGCGGUGAGAGAGAGGGUCCUUAAAGAUGGCACUCUGCAGACCGUAUACUCGUGUGAACCAAGCCGUAGAUUGAAGGGCCAUAAAAUACUGACUUGCACCGUCGACGGUUGGAAUCAUCCUAUCCCGAAAUGCGUCCCUUAUGACAAUAGAUUUCAAUACUCUCGGAAGGACCUUUAUCAAGGCGAUGACCCAAUCUCGACAUCACCGUCGCCGGAAAAGGUGGCGAAGGAUCGGCUGAAGGCUCGUAAAAGAAUCGGCGAAUUGAAGAAACGCAGAAAAGCAAAGGAAAAACGGCGAAAACAAAUUGCUGAGAAAUCUUUGUCCGAGUCGCCCCCAGCAGCAUCAGCUUUCGUCGCCUUAAAUGAAACAAUAAUGUCGCGGUUGGAUUUGAGCUGCUUCAUGAAAGCUCGCAAGAAGGGAUUUGCGAAAGCCCCUCAGAUCGAGCACGCAUAUCCUGCCAAAUAUGCUAGGAGGAAAAAUGUACUCCCCCCAUACAAUCGAUAUCUGGUUGCAAUAUACGAGUGUACGGAGGAUUUCAUUUUCGAAGACUCAAUGGCGGAUCGGCUCUUCUGCAGCGAUGCCACUUGGUUGGGCGUUCUUCCGCGUUGCAUAAAGGAAGGGGAAUCGACACUCAAUAAUGUGAAGCGUUGCAGUCAAGAGAAAGGAGGGUGCCAGCACAUCUGCGAGAACACUGACACAGGUGUCAAAUGCACGUGUUUUGAUGGAUUUCGCGUCAAAGGAUAUUCCUGUAUAGAUAUUGAUGAAUGUGCAGAAGGUGUAGCUGAUUGUUCUCAAAUUUGUCAUAACGAACCUGGGAACUUUCGCUGUGAAUGUCAUUCUGGUUUUCAGUUAGGAACUGAUAAUAAAUCUUGUCACGACGUUAAUGAGUGCCUUUCGAAUAAUGGGCACGGACCGUGCCAAGGCACUUGUAUCAAUCUCGAAGGAAGCUACGAGUGCAGCUGUUCCGAUAUUCCCGGUCACAAAUUGGCGGUGGAUAAUCACACCUGCGAAGAUAUCGACGAGUGUGCUACGAACAACGGAGGAUGUUCUCAUGUUUGUUUGAAUACGCUUGGGAGUGCAUUCUGCCUCUGCCCUGAUGGUUUUUAUUUAAAAAAUGACUGGAAAACCUGUGACGAUGUGAAUGAAUGUGAAAACGCGUCGAAGGUUUGUACGAAUAAUACCGAGUGCGAGAAUACCAUUGGCUCGUAUAAAUGUGUCAGCAAGCCGCAGAAAAUGACGAAAGUUCUUCAAGAUGAAGAUUACGAUGCUGAGGAUGACGAAGACAAUGACGAUUACGACGAGGGAGGCAUCACUGAAAUACCAGAAUUAGGAAAGUGCGAGGAGGGCUAUAAGAAGGACAAAAAUGGCGAAUGCAUUGAUAUUGACGAGUGUGUCGAAGGUGACGAAGGCGAGCCCCACGGUUGCCAGCACGAAUGCAUAAACGAGCCCGGCGGUUAUUAUUGCACGUGUCAUUCCGGGUUCGAGCUUCACGAGGACGGUGUGUCCUGCAACGACAUUGACGAGUGUAAGAAGACACCGCCGCCAUGCUCUCACGGUUGCUCGAACACAGAAGGUUCGUACGCCUGCACCUGUCCCCCGGGACACAGUUUGAAAGCGGAUAACAUCAGUUGCGCUCAAACGAGAACAUGCGAGACACUGAUAACACCUUGCUCUCACGAGUGUCAGGAGUCAAAGACAGGGCCUAGAUGCAUAUGUCCUCCGGGAUAUCAGCUCCUAGGGGAUGGCACUACCUGUUCAGACGUGGAUGAGUGUGCUUUAGGGUUGUGCUCUCAUUCUUGCGACAACUUAGAAGGUAGCUUUCGAUGCCUUUGUCCAAGCGGUCUCCAAAUCUACGAAGACGACAAUGUAACUUGCUCGGAUGUCGACGAAUGCGCAGAAAAUUCCCACAAUUGCGAACAGGAGUGCGCGAACGUCUAUGGUAGCUAUCUAUGCAACUGUCGAGAUGGAUUCUUCUUGCACGAUGACGGGAAAACGUGUUCCGAUGUGGAUGAGUGUUUGAACAACGAACACAAGUGUUCUCACGCUUGUUUGAAUACCCCUGGGAGCUACAAUUGUUCGUGCCCCGAAGGAUACCAGCACUCGGGAGACAGUUACACUUGUAAAGAUAUAGACGAGUGUGUUAAAAGCGAACACAAUUGUUCCCACGAAUGCGUGAACGAGGAAGGAGGCUACAGGUGUGCGUGUCCCACCGGUUUCGUUCUAGGAAACGAUUUGAAAGCGUGCGUGGACAUUAACGAGUGUUUGGAGGGAACUCACCAAUGUAGCCAUGAGUGCGUGAACCUACUAGGAUCCUACACCUGCACCUGUCCCACAGGAAUGUCUCUGUCGGAUGAGAAACUAUGCGUUGCCAUCGACCUUUGCAAUUUCGCCAAUUGCUCCCAUAUUUGUGACAGGAUACACGAUACUUACAAGUGCAGUUGUCCCGAUGGCUAUAUCCUCCAAGAUGAUGGCAAAACUUGCAAAGAUUUCGACGAGUGCGCUGAAGAUGAACACGAUUGCUCCCAUGAGUGCGUCAACACUCCAGGAAGCUACAAGUGUGUUUGCCCUGAGGGUUUGAAACUCUUCGAGGAUGGUUUGACGUGCAACGAUGUUUCGUGUGCAAAAGGACUUCGGCAAGAUGAAGAUGGUAACUGCCAGGAUAUCGACGAAUGUCUGAUAGGUGACCACGACUGCUCGCACAUUUGCAUUAACGAGUUUGGCUCGUAUCGUUGCUCUUGUCCUUCGAACUGGAUUCUAGCUGGAGAUGGAAUUACAUGCACGAUCGUAGAGUCUCCUGAUCCUUGUGUAAACUCCAGCUGUCUUCACUUAUGUGUCCCCAAUGGCUCAGACAGGUAUCAGUGCGAGUGUUAUUCUGGAUACAAAUUAGGUCAAGAUAAUUCAACUUGCGAGGACAUUGACGAGUGUCAGGAACAUUCGAAUAAUUGUCAAUUCCUAUGCAAAAAUGUGGAAGGUUCUUAUUCUUGCGAAUGCCCCGAAGGAUAUCAAUUAGCGAAGGAUAAUCGAAGCUGCGAAGAUAUCGAUGAAUGCGCUGAUGGACGCCACGAUUGUCUGCACAAUUGUACAAAUCUCGAAGGAAGCUACGACUGCUCUUGCCCUUCUGGAUACGUAUUUUCUAAGGAAGAACGAGUAUGUGUCGAUAUAGACGAGUGUCAGGAUGGUCGACGCAAACACAAUUGUUCUCACGAAUGUGUGAACGUCGUAGGUGGCUAUAAUUGCAGUUGUCCUGUAGGAUGGAAUCUUCUCGAGGAUUCGAGGAACUGUAGAAUAUUCAGUGAGUUGAAUUGUUCCCAUACUUAUGAACAGAAUGAGGAAGAUAUCCGUUGCGGGUGUCCCGAAGGAUUCCAACUAGGAAGAGACGAAAGGACUUGCGAGUAUAUAGACAAAUGUGCUGAAGAGUUGAACUUCUGUAGCCAUUUCUGCGUGAAUAUUAAUGGAUCUUACCAGUGCGAGUGUCCUUCAGGAUUCGAAUUACAGGAAGAUAAAAAAACUUGUGAAGACAUUGACGAGUGUGUGGAAGAUAUUAAUAACUGUUCCGAAGGCUGUGUAAAUACCGAAGGCAGCUAUUUCUGCACGUGUCCAGCCGGGUACGAAUUAAACGACGACAGAGAAACCUGUCAAGACAUUAACGAGUGUACUGACAGUUCCCACAAUUGUUCUCAUCGAUGUGAAAAUUUUCAUGGGGGUUAUAGUUGCUCCUGUCCCGAGAAUCUGAUUCUUGAAUACGACAAUAAAACUUGUGUUGAGAAACAAUUGUGCGAUCAACGGAAUAAUUGCAGUCAUCUGUGCAUCGAUAUGCCUGGCGGAUACAAAUGUAAAUGUCCAGCAGGAAUGAAAUUAAACUCUGAUGGUCAGACAUGUGAAGAAAUUGAUUUUUGCACGGGAAUACACAAUUGCUCUCACGAGUGUGUUAGUGAAUUAGAAGGUUUCCGGUGUGAAUGUCCAAUGGGAUAUGUUCUGUUUAAGGAUAACAAAACUUGCGAGGACAGAAAUGAAUGCAAAGAUAUGGAAAGUAAGUCAAAUUGCUCCCAUUCUUGUAAGAAUACGGUUGGCAGUUUCGAGUGCGAAUGUUCUAUUGGCCAUCGACUAGCCGAGGAUCGCAGGACCUGUGAAGACAUCAACGAGUGCAUCGAAGACAAUGGCGGCUGUUCCCAUCUUUGCGCUAACACAGAAGGCAGCUUCGAAUGUGCCUGUCCUGAUAAUUACAAAUUAUUAGAGGACGAUGGGAAAACUUGCGUAGAAAUUGACGAAUGUCUGAUCGACAAUGGCGGGUGCUCUCACUUGUGCCAUUACGAAAACGGCACUGUAUCGUGUUUCUGUCCGCCAGAUAUGCUUCUCGACGACGAUAAUGUCACCUGUAUCGAAGAAAACAAGUGUUACGAAGAUAAGUGUUACAUCGAAAAUGGUGGCUGUUCCCAUUUAUGCGAGUACCACAAUGGGAAAGUGUCCUGCACUUGUCCACCUGAAAUGAACUUAUCCGAAAAUGGUACCACUUGUGUAGAAAAAAAUGAAUGUCUUCUGGGCAAUGGCGGAUGUUCUCACCACUGCAAUUACGAAGAGGGAAAAACGUUCUGUUCGUGUCCAUCAGGAAUGACAAUAUCAGAUGAUAGAAAAGAUUGCAUCUAUGAGAAUAAGUGUCUUGUAAACAAUGGUGGCUGCUCGGACAUUUGCGUCUUUAAUGAUGGCUCUAUCACUUGUGAGUGCCCUUCAGGAUUCCAGUUAUCCGUUGAUAAUGCCACGUGUGUCGAUAUCGAUGAAUGUUUAAGUGUGAAAGACAACUGUACGCACAAGUGUAUAAAUGUUCCAGGCGGGUUCCAGUGUGCAUGUAACGAAGGAUUCAAAAUUAAUCCUUUAGAGCCUGAGUUCUGCGAUGAUGUAGACGAAUGCGAAGAUAAUAACGGAGGAUGUUCACACACUUGUUUGAACCUUUUAGGAUCAUUCAGUUGCUCUUGCCCAUCAGGAUACGUUCUUGGCAACAAUAAUAAAACUUGUAAAUUGACUGAUGGCUGUAAACAGAACAAUGGGAACUGUUCCCAUCACUGUCGCUAUGAAGAAGACACUACUCAUUGCUCCUGUCCAUUAGGGUUCAGGUUAAAACAAGAUCAAAAGACGUGCGAAGACAUUGAUGAAUGCGAGGAAUUUGAAAAUGAUGUGGACCUAGGAUGUUCACACAUUUGUAAAAAUACUAAUGGUUCUUACUACUGCGAGUGUCCUGCAGGCUACAUCCUCUUGCCUGAUGAUAAAAAAAGCUGCACCGAUCUGAACGAGUGUCUGAACUCCCAGCACAAUUGCAGCCACGACUGUUUGAACCUACUGGGAAGUUAUGUGUGCACCUGCUACGAAGGACAUUACCUGUACUCCGACAAGUCCACUUGCCUGGACAUCGAUGAAUGUUUGGAAGAGAAUGGUGAUUGCUCGCAUCAGUGUACCAACACUAUUGGCGGUCACUUCUGUUCCUGCCCUACUGGAUUCGAGCUAUCGCAGGACGAAAAGACUUGCGUCGAUAUAGAUGAGUGUGAAACCGGUGUCUCUGAGUGUUCCCACGAAUGCGUUAACGUUUUAGGAUCGUUCAGAUGUACUUGUCCCGAGGGUUACGUUGUAGCUAACGAUUCCAAGAGCUGCGUGGACAUAGACGAGUGUCAAACGAACAAUGGCGGCUGCUCGCACGCCUGUUUCAACGUGAUAGGUGGUGUUAAGUGUAGUUGUCCUGUUGGGCUGCGUUUGGACGAGACGGAGAAAACUUGCAACGAUGUAGACGAGUGUUUAACUGAAAAUGGAGGCUGCUCGGACAUCUGUGUUAAUUUAGAAGGCAGUUUCGUUUGUCGUUGUACGAACGGGUUUCAUUUGAAUGUGGAUUCCAAAACUUGUCAAGACAUCAAUGAAUGUGAAAUGGAAAACGGUGGUUGUUCAGAUGUUUGUGUUAACGUUGAUGGUAGUUAUCACUGUGAGUGUCCGGGUGGAUAUCGCUUGAAGGAGGAUAAAAAGUCGUGUCUGGAUAUCGACGAGUGUCAGGAGAACAAUGGCGGUUGCUCCCAUGUUUGUGUCAAUGAGCAAGGAUCGCACAAGUGUGAGUGUCCUGUUGGGUAUCGAUUAGAGAAUAGUUCUUGUCGUAUUGUCGAUCCCUGUGAAGGUAAUAAUGGUGGCUGCGAGCAAGUUUGCAAAGUGGAGAGUAAUUUGACAGUUUGCAGCUGUAGAGAAGGGUUUCAGAUUGAUAAUACUGAUCCUAAGAAGUGUGCAGAUAUCGACGAAUGCAUUGGGCAUCAUGGCUGUGAGCAGGACUGUGUGAAUACUGUUGGCUCCUUUGAGUGCAGGUGCAAGGAAGGAUUCGAGAUGCAGAAUUCUACGUGCAUAGACAUUAAUGAAUGCGCAAGUAGCCCCUGCCAGGAGACUAAAUGCAUUAAUACUUACGGCAGCUAUCGAUGCGAUUGUGAAGCUGGAUACCGGUUGGAUGGAGAGAUUUGUGUAGAUAUAAAUGAAUGCGAGUGGAGCAACGGCAGAUGCGAACAGGAUUGCAUAAAUACAAUGGGAUCUUACAUGUGUGCUUGCCGUAGUGGAUUCGUGUUGAGUCAAAGAAACAGAAGCCAGUGCCAGGAUAUAAACGAGUGCUUGAACCGUAACGGGGACUGCAACGGUGAAUGUAUUAACACAGUCGGAAGUUACUACUGUACGUGCAGCGAAGACUUGGUGUUGGCUUCCGACGAGAGAACUUGCGUUUCACCGGAAUUGAGAUGUCGUGCUAUGGAACCGCCGCUCCACGCUGAAAUCAGAUGUCCCGGUCAUUCUUCUGGGGCAGUGGAUUAUCCUGUCGGAGCCAGAUGUCAUAUACGAUGCCGAAGGGGUUUUAGGUUGGAAGGACCGCACACGAGGUAUUGCAUGGCCGGUAACCGAUGGAACGGCAAGGAACCUACUUGUAUCCGAGAAUCGAUCGCAACCGAUUCCCAUUAUCAUUCCGACACACCGCGGCCGUUCGUGAGGUGCCCCCGAGACAUAGAUGUGGAGCUACCUGACAGGCAAAACACGAUACGCGUCUCAUUUCCGCAACCAAAGUCCAACAUGAACUGGUGGAGAUACGUAGAUGCAUCGCCAUCUUGGGCUAAACAGUUACAAGCAGAUUUGCCAGCGGGCACAACGAUUGUCACCUUCACAGCUUGGUCACCUGUAUCGAAUUACACCAGUACGUGUCGGAUUGUGAUACGAGUACGAGACACCGAGAAUCCGAAAGUUUCGACGUGUCCGACGUCCUUUGAAGUGCGUCUAAGCCCCGGCGAACGAAAUCGCUUAAUAUUCUGGCAGGAGCCAACGUUCACCGACAACGUCGGCGUCGAGCGGGUCUACAAAACGAGGGAACCCGGACAACUGAUGUACCCCGGCAUUCACAACGUACGCUACAUCGCUUCCGAUGCAGCCGGAAAUCGAGCCGAAUGCCAUUUCUCGAUACACGUGCGAGAAUCCGAGCAUCGUCGGGAUUCCGAGGCGCGAUAUUACAGAAGAAGGAUACUGAUGUGUCCCGGUAGACCACCACAGCCGAUACCAUCCACCGUUUACGCAUUGCAGAUACCGAGUGGAUGCUAUCUCAGAUACACGAGGAUCUUCUCCGGAGCGUACGCACUUCAAAAUUAUCGGGGGCAGAGGCAGAACGGGUACCAAGACGUGAGAGCGGCUUAUCACGAAGUUCAUCCAAUUCAUGGAAGCCAAGGACAUCUCCCGCUACCUAGCCUAUAUCCUCCUAGUGACUAUCGGCCACCAAGACAGUACGAAUUGCAGCAACAGCAGCAGCAGCAGCAACAACAACAACAACAGCAACAACAACAGCAACAGCAACGCCCGACGAAGACUGAUCGUGUAGCAACGCCAACAACUCGUUACAAUCGGGGCCAUGUCUUGACUAGAAUAUUGCCACGGCGUAAAUGUUGCGUGUAAAGGAUCGACCCGACUGUUCCCAGCGAAGCCGCAAUAACCGAAAGUAAUUUAACUGUCGAAGAAAGGUUGGUCUGCGGCUCGCGCAUAAAUUAUGUCAAGGGUUCCCCGCAUAUAGGGGUGGCUGCAGCGGAGGUGGGAGCGGCGAAGGCGUUACCAGUUCGUUCCUCGCUUUAAUUAAGUCUAAUUAAAGCCGAUCGAUUUCACACGAUGGACAAGAAUCGUUUUUUCUUGAUCGAUCGGGUUUACGGAAUCGAAGAUCCUGCGAUAUGCUUCUUCUACCAUUGAACGAAUGCCGCUGAUGGAUAGUGAUCUUUGCCUUUUAAACCAUUCGAGACCAAUUAUACAGCAGGUAUGCGAUAAUGGUGUGUGCCAAUAAAAAGACCAAUCACACGUGAAUAAAAUAGAAAUCGAAGGUGUUUAAAGACUUUGUUUUUUAAUAUCUUCAAUGCACUUUACAAUUUGCAUGGACGAGACGUUCGGUAAAUUGUCUUAUCAAUGUGUAUGGAUAUAUCAUGUAGAUGUUUCCUCGACAGGAUGCACCUGUAUGCAGUCGCUUUUUAUGGUGUGGAGACAAGAUUAUUUGGAUGUUUGCAUCUUGAAAGUUGUAUUGGUUUCAAGCUGAGACCUUAAAGCGGAUUUUGAUGAGACAACGGAAGCUUUUUAUAAAUUUAAUGUAAAUUGAAAAAAUGUUUUGGUCCAUGGAGAUUGUCUUUUAAAGAAACCCUGGUCUCGAAUGGAUUAAGGAGUUACAGACUUUUAGAAACGACGGAAGUUACGUUAUUUUGAGAAUUUCUUUAGUGCGUGAAGUUGUAUAAAAGUAAUUAUUAUCAUUUGAGGUCGUAUUGUUUUGAAAUAUCGAGGAAUAUCUACGAGAAACGUUAAUUACUUUCAUAAAAAUUGAUAAAUCACAGGCAAUAGAAGAUCGUAUUAAAUUCUAUUAAACUUUCUAUUGCAUCUUUAAAGCUUUUAUUCGUUACGGAUACAUAAAAAUUCGCAGUGUCAUUACAUAUUUUUUUACGGGUAUUUAUUUUCAUUAAUUAUCUGGGAAAAAUGUUUCAGCAAAACCGAAGCUACAUAAGUUUAAUUGCAUCAAAAGGAACUUUAAAGGAAAUUGCUUUAAAAAUUCUCAACGCAGGUACUUCUGUCUUAUUAAAAGUUAUAUUCCUGGCCUACUUCUCCAAGUGAAACACUCACGGUUUAAUUAAGAAAACCGGGAAGCUUAAUUUCUAUAUUUGUAGCUCUCAGUGAUCGGAACUUGUUUCUACUUUUCCAAAGAUCUUAAAAUCAUUAGCACUUUACAAUUUGUACGCCUCAAUACUUUCUUUUCCAGUAUAUGAAUUUAAUAAUAUAUCAACGAAAUGUUCUUUCCCUACUUCUCGAAAUCUCAUCAUAUAAAUAGAUAUUUCAGAAUAUAAUGGUUUUUUUAUACAUCUAUUCUGUCGAAUUUUAUAUAUAAACAAAGUUUACGUGCUGUAAAAUAUUGAAAACAGUUGAUCUGAAAUUUAUUAUUAAAAAGAUUUUGGGGGAGGUGUAUUCUUUAACCACGAAAAUGUCCAAGCUCUUCGCUGUUUUACAAAAGAAAGAUAAAUAAAUCAAAAAAGAGGUAGAGUUUGCUGUGAUCGUUUUUUUCUAUUAUCAUGUUCAUGAUAUAAUAUUUUAAAAACAGUUUUAAAUUCCUGAUAAAUGAUUUCUUAGAUACUGGGAAAACUAUUUUUAUUACCUAAGUUAUUAGUUCUUCUUCGUAUUAUUAGGAUCUGCUGAAUUCCUCAAUAUAUUAUUAACCUCUGUUUAUUUAAUAUGUCUUUUUAGCACACAUGGAAAUUAUAAUCAUAUUGCUAAAGCACACUCUCAUGAGUCUCUUCAAUUUUAAUUGAGAACGUUUCAGAGAUAGUAAAAUAAAAAACAGUAUGCCAACACACUAUUUAUAUUUCUCGUAUAUACAUUAUGUAUGUGAUAUAAUUUCUUCUAUAUUCAAUUAAAACGAAGGUGAAACGUUAUACAUUCCAUUACAUGACAUUAAAUAAUAUCUAUAAACAAUGGAGCUUUAUUGAUAAUAUGUGCUCGGUGACUGAUGAGAGGAGGGAAACGAAACAACGUUUAAUUCGAUUAAAUUAUUCUGACUCCAAAUCUGUCAAACUUGCCAAUUACCGUGAGUCAAGUAGCAAAGAUCACUAACCCUGAAAUAUUUUUCAUAGUUUAUGCGAAGGAUGUAAUAAUUAUUUGACUGUACAUUCAUAGGAUUUAAAACAGCCAUAUGUUAAUCUUCGGACAACCUGCGCUCCUAGCGGCCAAUCAGCAGCGGUGGCUGGAUUAUUAGCCCAUAAUUUCCUUUUAUCUAUUGUUCUUUUCAUUUAAAACAAUUGUACGAUAAAAGUGUUCAAUAAACAAAUUUCUCGAUCAUAGUACAAUCACUUUCAUCAUUAAUUUUCAUUCAUUUAAGUAACGGUCAUAAAAAUUGGUAUUUUAUCUAGAUAUUUAUAAAUCAAAUGAAUAUUUGAAGCUUGAAAUAUAUAAUAUAAAAUACGAAAGAACACGAACAAACUAUUAAUGAAAUAAAACAUGGGUCAAAAUAAACCCAGGCACAGCUGCUGGAAAGUUAAACUGCCAUCCAACAUUGCCUUUCGAGAUUGAGACAAAAGAUUAGUAUAGGAAUUAAUAGGGUAUCUUCCUUUUUGUAAUAUAC
Messenger RNA from Nomia melanderi (Alkali bee), 10702 nucleotides. The record is from RefSeq and is a predicted model, not a curated record. NCBI's taxonomy places the organism in Eukaryota, Metazoa, Arthropoda, Insecta, Hymenoptera, Halictidae.